Messenger RNA from Vicia villosa (hairy vetch), 865 nucleotides. RefSeq lists its product as uncharacterized. The transcript is spliced from 5 exons. NCBI's taxonomy places the organism in Eukaryota, Viridiplantae, Streptophyta, Magnoliopsida, Fabales, Fabaceae. The annotation marks the transcript as partial. The record is from RefSeq and is a predicted model, not a curated record.
AAGAUUUGAUUUUUAUGAGAAGAUAACCAUAUCCAUCAUUGCCUUCCUUCGUUCGGUGGAGUUGAGGGUUUGCAGAGUUCCAUUUCCCUUUCAAUUCUUCACCCUACCGCACCUUUCUGCUCCAAUUCGAAUACUUAAAUGCCUUAUUUUCAUCCAUAAUUCUCAAUAUCCAACCCUACAUACAAUUCAACACUUUCGUUUUCACAAUUCUUGAAAUUCCAAGUCUUCCAAUACGAGUGGAUAAUUUGUUGAAAUGGUUUUGGUUUCUCAUCAACCGCAGGGCUUGUAUGUCACGUUUUCGUCUAGGAAAAAUUUGCCAUGGAGCAAAAGUAUGAAGUUGAAGCAGUGUUUCACAAAACGUCACUUGAUUGGAAGAGCUGAUUGGCAUCAUCGCAUGUUAAAGCAGACUAAUUGUCUAAGUGUAGGGCCUCCUCAAAUUUGUGGAUCCAAGCUUAAACCUUUGACGAUUACAAGCUUCAAAGGCAAUGAGCGAAAUGGUGAUUCAGAAGCCAGAGCCAAGGAGUUGAAGGUCCGCAAGACCUCAGUUAGAGUGGAAGAGAAGGGGGAAGUUAAGUCGGAGUCUCCAAAGACCCGUAAUGUUCCACUCAAUGGUGCUAAUGAGAGCCUUGCAGCAUCAUCUGGCAUUCAAAAACUUUUUAAAAAAUGGCUGACGAUGUUGCACUCUCCACCGUCAAAUCAAGAAGUGGAUGAAACUUUGGGAGAACCACCUCCAGAGGUUUUAUCAAAAACGUCACAAGGGAUGCAGCGGAGUGAAAAAAGUCAGAUGUUGAAGGUGGUGUGGUCUGCUUUUCAGUCUCUAGAUGCAUCAAUAAAGAUUCCACUUUUAAUAUUUGCUCCUUUCUUU